This is a messenger RNA of Alligator mississippiensis (American alligator), 1643 nucleotides long. RefSeq names its product apolipoprotein A5 (gene APOA5). Gene Ontology annotation, cellular component: extracellular region; chylomicron; blood microparticle. Lineage: Eukaryota; Metazoa; Chordata; Crocodylia; Alligatoridae. The record is from RefSeq and is a predicted model, not a curated record. The coding region runs from base 454 to 1551 and encodes 365 amino acids. Gene Ontology annotation, biological process: cholesterol efflux; cholesterol homeostasis; lipoprotein metabolic process. The transcript has 4 exons. Gene Ontology annotation, molecular function: cholesterol binding; phosphatidylcholine-sterol O-acyltransferase activator activity; phospholipid binding.
AGCCGAGCGGGGUCAAGACCUGCACCAGGCUACCAGCCCUGCCUGUCUGAGCGCGCCGGUAUUUUUAGCUCGCUCGCGCAGAGGAUGCUCGGGGGCCACAGGAGCACGGCUCCUGCUCCGGACAAAGGGUUAAGUUUGUGGGCUGCAAGAGAUGGGAGCGAUUGGAUGGGCAAGGUGGACCUGAACCAGCCUGGGCGCUGGGCAGGGCCGGGGAGGUAAGUGAACGGGCUGCACCUGGGCACCCACGUCAUCCUGAGCGAACCUCCACGUUGUAUUUACAUGGUGUGAGGUCCAAACUGACUGGCUCUGCAGCGUGCGUGGGAGAGCCGAUGACCUGAGCGCCUCUGCCUUCGGCUGAUGCGGCGCAUAUAAAGCGGGCAGCGCGCCGGGGCUGCAGCACAGAGGAGCAGCGGGGAACAGGAGCCAGUGUCCCCAGCGGUGACCAGACGGACCAUGUCUCUGGACGCUGCACUCCUGCUUGUGGUCUUGGCCAGCUUGUCAGCUUCUCAGGCCGAACUGGCGGGGAACGGGCCCUGGGAUUACCACAGCCAGCUCACGCGUGACAAGGACAGCAUGGAGCACGCCCAGAGCACGAAGCUGGGCAGAGACACCAAAAACCUGAAGGGAAGUAUCCAGGAAAGGGGCAGCUACAUGGGAAAUUUCCUUGAGAAACUGGCUCCAUUCAGUGCAGGACUCCAGCCCCGGCUCUAUCAAGACUCCGACGGGCUGCGAAGGCUCAUCAGGAAGGAGCUGGAAGGCCUGAGGAUGAAACUGUCUCCUUACAUGGACGAUGUGCACCAGAGGAUAGGCAAGAACCUGGAGAGGCUUCGUUUUCAGCUGCAGCCAUUGACGGCAGAGCUCCUGGACCAGGUGUCGCUGAAAGCCGGGGAGCUUCGCCAGCACCUCACCCCCAGUCAAGACACGAAGGCACAGCUCCAGGAGGGCAUGGACGAGGUUCAGAGGUUCAUCGCCCAGUAUGCCAAUAAAAUAGCUUUCCAUACCGAUCAAGUGAAGGAAAUCUUCCAUCCGUUCGCGGACAAGCUCGUCGCUGAGAUCCACCGCAACGUGGAAGAGCUGCACAGGAACGUGGUGCCUCACACCACAGCCAGCCCAGAGAAAGUGGAUCAGUACAUCCAGGAGCUCUCCGAGAAGCUGACCCAGAAUGCCAGGGGUCUCCACCAGAAGAUCCAAAGGAACCUCAAUCACCUCAAAGAGCAGCUGAGUCUUUACCCCGGCGACCUGAGAGAGCACUUUACUAGCUCGCCCGUAGACCCUCGCUGGCUGGCAGAGCCGUACGUGGAGGGCCUGGCCCGGGAAGUGCGGAUGAGAGUCGAAGAGUUCAGAAGGGACACGUUCCUCCAGAUAGAAGACUUCACCAGGACCAUUGCCCGGGAGACAGAAGACGUGAAGUUCAAGUUGUCUUCACCCUCUCCGUCCGCAGAGGAGUUUCAGGACAGCUCGGCACCUAUUGAGGACUUGCAUGUCCGGCUCGACAGCCUGUGGAAGGAUAUUUCCCAGAGCUUACAUGAGAAGAGCAGUGACUUUGAGUGAAACCUGGUGUAUCGGUGUGUGCACGAGUGUGUGUCCAUGCACACGCGUGCUUUAACCAUGGCGGGAUAAAAUAAAAAUCAUAACUGACUGCA